Molecule: messenger RNA, 519 nt
Organism: Auxenochlorella protothecoides
Lineage: Eukaryota; Viridiplantae; Chlorophyta; Trebouxiophyceae; Chlorellales; Chlorellaceae
Product: Calmodulin
Exons: 5
Coding region: 1-519 (172 amino acids)
Molecular function (GO): enzyme regulator activity; calcium ion binding
Source: RefSeq, a predicted model, not a curated record
AUGAGGACUGCCGAGAAUGGGACCCUGGAUGAAGCCAGGGAGGCCCUGCAAAACCUUGCCCCCCAGAAGCUGGAGGAGCUGAAGCGGGCCUUCGCUGUGUACGACAAAGACGGGAAUGGCAGCAUCGAUGCCGGCGAGCUGCGGGGCCUCCUACAAUCCCUGGGGCAGUAUCCAACUCCCCUAGAGCUGAUAGACAUGAUGGAGAGGAUGGACACGGAUGGAUCGGGGGCGGUUGACUUUCUGGAGUUUGCGACGUGCCUAGCAGAGAACGACGAGACAGCUGAGCUGGAGGAGGAAGUACGGGAGCUGGAGUCGGUCUUCCUCCUCUUUGAUAAGGAUGGAUCUGGCCAGCUGUCGGCCGAUGAGAUCCAGAAGGCCUUGAAGCUGCUGGGGGUGGACAUGACGGCCCAAGAGACGGCAUUCCUUGUCCAGGAAAUCGAUGGCGAUGGGAACGGGGAGAUAUCCUUUCAAGAAUUCCUGGAUUAUGUUGUGGCAUUCCAGGGCCCCGUGGAUGACUGA